AUGAAGCAACUCACGCGGGACGACCAAUGGAUAGGCUAUGAUGAUGAAAAGACGUUUGCAAAGAAGAAGGAAUUUGCUGAUAGUAUGUGCUUUGGAGACACCAUGGUUUGGUCCAUCGACUUCCAGGAACAACCUGAUGAUAUAGGGGCGGGUGACACAGAGAUUGAUCUCCCCAACAGAGGCCAGACCGGCAGCAGCAGCGGAGGCAGCCAAGGGGGAACAAAUCAUCUUAUCAGGGCAUGGUGGGACGGUAUAGAACUGUUUCGGGUGCCGUCAUCACAGGUAUUCAACCCGGCUGGCGAACUGACAGAGAAGGAGCAGGUAUACUGCAAAAAUGACACGAUCACAUCGAACAAGCCUAUCGGUGGCUAUGCCUUUUCAACUGGACCGAGUUAUGGCACAAUCGAGCAUCUUCUCGCGAUCGAAACUCAUCUCAACGACCACCCGCUUGGCAUGACUGGCAAAGCCCAUAUGCUUCUUCAUGCACUGACACAUCUUUCCUCGAUAGAAGGGCAAAAUGAGGCCGACACAUACGCAUGGUACGCAAGCCUGAAAUUCUUUGAGGCUCUCUAUGGCAUCCCGGACGCCUACGUCGCACCAAGGGGGGACGAGCCCGGCGAGGACGAGGGCGACGGCGAGGAGGAGUCGGGCCCUGCCAAAGCCCUCAACAUCGUCCUCGAGAACAGCCGACACGGGAUACCGAACGAUGCCGACUUCUACGACAGGACGAAAUGGCUCUUCUUCUCGGUCCCCUACGGAACAGCCUCGCAGUGCCAGGUCGACCCGAUCCCGGUCGCUGAGGCCCCCGCCGACAAGUCCGUGGGGCUGAGAAUGCCGCAGUUCCCACACGGCACGUUCCAAUGUUGA
Messenger RNA from Diaporthe batatas, 867 nucleotides. RefSeq lists its product as uncharacterized. The record is from RefSeq and is a predicted model, not a curated record. Lineage: Eukaryota; Fungi; Ascomycota; Sordariomycetes; Diaporthales; Diaporthaceae. Bases 1 to 867 code for a protein of 288 amino acids. The transcript has 6 exons.